AUCAAUAUAACACCAAAUAUAAAAACAACUGAGUGUUGAGUGUAUAGAGAGAGUCGAAAAAAUGGGUUCCUCCAUAUUAUUGGUUUCGUUUGCUCUCGUGGUUAUGAUGGCGAUUUCUUAUGAACCACUCCAAUGGAUGGGAGUAAACGCGAGCGAUGUACCGACAACUUGCUACCAUUGUAACCAGACGUUCGAGAGUCAAGAAUUAGCUCACAAAGAUGAUUACAAGAUUUAUGGGUACCCUUAUUCCACCAACACAAGGCGUGUCCUCGCCGUUCUCCAUGAGAAAGGUCUCUCUUACGAUCCCAUCACCGUCGACUUGAAAGCCGGUGACCAGAAGAAGCCACGUUUUCUCUCUAUCAAUCCAUUUGGUCAAGUUCCAGUGUUCCUAGAUGGGCAUCUUAAGUUGACUGAAUCUCGAGCUAUAUCUGAAUACAUCGCGACUGUCCAUAAAUCAAGAGGCACACAACUUCUGAAUUACAAAAGCUACAAAAAAAUGGGAACACAAAGAAUGUGGAUGGCUAUCGAAUCUUUUGAGUUUGAUCCACUCACAUCCAUAUUGACCUGGGAGCAAUCCAUCAAGCCUAUGUACGGGCUAAAGACGGACUACAAGGUUGUGAAUGAAACGGAGGCGAAGUUAGAGAAAGUUCUAGAUAUAUACGAAGAACGACUCAAAAAGUCUAGCUUCUUGGCUAGUAACAGCUUCACAAUGGCUGAUCUUUAUCACCUUCCUAAUAUACAAUACCUUAUGGACACACAUACAAAGAGAUUGUUUGAAAACCGGCCAAGCGUGCGCCGGUGGGUGGCUGAGAUCAUAGCUAGACCCGCUUGGAAGAGGGCAUGUGAUGUGAAGGCUUGGUACCAUACGAAGAAGAAUUAAUGAGAGCAAAUAAUUUGUUUUCUUGAGUUUGAUGUUAUGAAUAAAAAGGCAAAACUUUU
Molecule: messenger RNA, 939 nt
Organism: Arabidopsis arenosa
Lineage: Eukaryota; Viridiplantae; Streptophyta; Magnoliopsida; Brassicales; Brassicaceae
Source: the annotation of a GenBank genome assembly